AUGUUUAAAUCUGGGCUCUUUAACCGGUCAAGGGCCACAAUGGGUGAAUCAAUUGACGUUGAAGAGAGUUUAGAAUUAGAGUACGAUAUGUGGGACGGACAAUUUGACUUUGUUGGACCACAGGACCCGCAUCUGCGACCAAGGAUCACUUCGGACACUAGUUUAACUGAGGAUUUAUUCACCGGGGGUCCGUUAACUCCACAUUUGAGCAAUGGACUUAAUGGUGGAAAGAAAACACCUGCACAUCAGUGGUGCGAUAAUUUAUCUGACCAAGUACAACUUCUUCAGCAGCAGGUAACGUCACUCGCAGAUACUCAAAGCACGUCAGACGAAAGGUACGCCAGAGCAAAGGCCGACAACGCCGUACUUCAAGCCAGAGUUCACAUGCUCGAUGAACAGAUACGCGAGAUCGAAUGCCGUUGCGAGGAGCGUAUUGCAGAGGAACAGAAACGAUGUAGGGAUGCCAUAGCUAGAGUCGAGCGUGACAGGGACGCUCAGCUGUCUGCACUUAAUGAUCGACUCUCCGCUGCUGAAGCAGAGGCUUCUGAUCUUAAACAAGAGGUGGGUAGACUCCGUGGCGUUGCCGAAACCCUACGGGCGAACGCUGAAAUAAGCUCGCGUAGCGCACGCGAAGCUCAAGACGCAGCGAGCGAACUGGCUGCUCAGAUGAGUAGUGCCAGAGACGCCGAGAGACGUGAAAAAGAGGCCGCUGAAGCGACGAGAGCACUCCUCGCCGCCGCACAGCAGGAACUCCGAGCGCUCAAGGCGGCUCCUCCCCCACCACCAGACCCUCGGGUGGAUGAGCUGAAGCAGGAACUCACGCUGCUACGCACCCAGAAUAAAUCUCUCACAGAAGCCCAAGAGGAACUCCAGGCGCAGAUUCUAACUCGAGGCGUUGAAGAGGGUCGCAGUCUGUUAGAUGGAGUGAGCGGCCCUCUCGUCGCUACCAACUCUUUGGCACACGAACUCUCGCAAAUGAGUGACCAUGAGCUCGUUGGUAGCGAACAGUCUGACAGCAUAGAGUUGGAAAAGUUGCAAAAGGCUUUGAAAGAGCAGCAAGAUGUGAACGUACAACUGCGAGACUACAUUGACGGUAUCCUGCUGUCAAUAGUAGAAAAUUAUCCACAACUCCUCGAAGUCAAGUGUCAGAAACCAGAUUUUAAAUCAUAA
Pieris macdunnoughi is the source of this 1170-nucleotide messenger RNA. The record is from the annotation of a GenBank genome assembly. NCBI's taxonomy places the organism in Eukaryota, Metazoa, Arthropoda, Insecta, Lepidoptera, Pieridae.